Acanthochromis polyacanthus (spiny chromis) is the source of this 3650-nucleotide messenger RNA. Its product is annotated as succinate--CoA ligase [ADP-forming] subunit beta, mitochondrial. The transcript is spliced from 11 exons. The record is from RefSeq and is a predicted model, not a curated record. Gene Ontology annotation, biological process: tricarboxylic acid cycle; succinyl-CoA metabolic process. Gene Ontology annotation, cellular component: mitochondrion; succinate-CoA ligase complex. NCBI's taxonomy places the organism in Eukaryota, Metazoa, Chordata, Actinopteri, Pomacentridae. The coding region runs from base 52 to 1452 and encodes 466 amino acids. Gene Ontology annotation, molecular function: metal ion binding; succinate-CoA ligase (ADP-forming) activity; ATP binding.
UUUGAGGCUCGCUGCGCAUGCCUGUUGCUUCAUUCCUCCUCCACUGUAGACAUGGCGACGUCCCUGAUCUGCGGCCGUUUGACGGCUAGCCUGAGAACUUCAGGGGCCAGAAACUCUCUCAGCUCCGCCACCAAGGUUCUUGGUGGUUCUUCUGGUCUGUUCGGAGGCCAUGUGUCCCAGCAGCAGCCUCCCCACCUGCAGCAGCAGCAGAGGAACCUUUCUCUACACGAGUACAUGAGCAUCGGCCUGCUCAAGGAGGCCGGCAUCUCUGUGCCGGCCGGCAUGGUGGCCAGCUCCUCGGAGGAGGCCUACGCCGUGGCCAAGGAGAUCGGUUCAAAGGACCUGGUGGUGAAAGCUCAGGUUCUGGCCGGUGGCAGAGGAAAGGGGACGUUUGAGGGCGGACUGAAGGGCGGAGUGAGGAUCGUCUACUCGCCGGAGGAGGCCCGAGACAUUUCAUCCCAGAUGAUCGGUCGAAAGCUGUACACCAAGCAGACCGGGGAGGCGGGUCGUAUCUGCAACCAGGUGUUCAUCUGUGAGCGCAGGUAUCCACGCAGAGAGUACUACUUCGCCAUCACCAUGGAGAGGUCCUAUCAGGGCCCAGUGUUGAUUGGCAGCUCGCAGGGGGGCGUGAACAUCGAAGAUGUUGCGGCGGAAAACCCAGACGCCAUUGUGAAGGAGCCCAUCGACAUUGUGGAGGGCAUUAAGAUGGAGCAGGCUGUCAAGGUCGCUCAGAAGAUGGGCUUCCCACCGGCUCUGGUGAACGAGGCAGCAGAGAACAUGAUCAAACUGUACAACGUGUUCAUCAAGUACGACGCGUCCAUGGUGGAGAUCAACCCCAUGGUGGAGGACUCCUCUGGCAUCGUGAUGUGCAUGGAUGCCAAGAUCAACUUUGACUCCAACGCAGUGUACCGCCAGAAGAAGGUGUUUGACAUGCAGGACUGGACUCAGGAGGACCCCCGGGACCGGCAGGCCGCCAAGGCAGACCUCAACUACAUCGGCCUGGACGGAACCAUCGGCUGUCUGGUGAACGGAGCCGGUCUGGCCAUGGCCACCAUGGACAUCAUCAAGCUCCACGGCGGCACACCGGCCAACUUCCUGGAUGUUGGAGGAGGAGCCACAGCUCAUCAGGUGACCGAGGCCUUCAAGCUCAUCACCUCUGACAGGAAGGUUCAGGCCAUCCUGGUCAACAUCUUCGGAGGCAUCAUGAGGUGUGAUGUCAUCGCCCAGGGCAUCAUCAUGGCUGUGAGAGACCUGGACCUCAAGAUCCCCAUCGUAGUCCGGUUACAAGGCACAAGAGUGGACGACGCCAAAGCUCUGAUCGCUGCCAGUCCACUGAAAAUCCUGGCCUGUGACGACCUGGAUGAAGCCGCCAAAAUGGUUGUUAAGCUUUCUGAAAUCGUCUCUCUGGCAAAGGAAGCCCAAGUGGACAUCACCUUCCAGCUGCCCAUCUAAGAAAACCUCCACGACCUCGCCCCAAGCACGUCCACCUCCACCCGCCCCCCAGAAAACCCCCUCAGACACCCACAAAUCCACUCCCAAGACCAGGCAGCAGCAGGAUGGACCUACUUGUUUAGUUUCCUCCUUUUUUCUGGCUCUGGCGCGAUGGCACGACUCUGAACACGUCUUCUUUCCCCUCCACACAUCUCCAACCUACUAACUUACGUUGCACUUCAGUCGAUACGCACAAACCUUUAAAUCCUCCCUCACGCUCCUCUGCCAGCUGGUCUGUUCGCUUCAGUACUGGAAGCUCCUCCUUCGACCUACUUUUAAAGAAAAAUGCAGCAUUUUUCUGUUUGAUUUCAGCUUCAGCGUGUUUGUCUCUAAAUAGGAAUGUAACAGAAUAAAAAAUGAACUUGUUCCCCUUCUUGCGAGACUUUUAUCUAUCCAACACUCAAACUGUAAAUCUGAGCUCAGCUGCUGCACCGGAUUCAGGAAAUGGCCUCAAUUUUCUCCUUAGUGAGAGAACAAUCAACUAUACAUUGAUUUGAUAAUCGUGCUCAGACACAGAAAUUACUCCAUAGACGGUUUUUUUCCCUCCCUCCUGCUGGCCUCGGUGUUAUUUCUGUACCUCCUGUAGGAACAAGUGUUCAUCGGCCGACUCAUUUCUCAUCAUAUUACAGAUGUUUGCUCCUUCUAAAGCUGGAGACUCGACUCUGACGGUGUUCAGGCUCAUUGGUCAAGAGAUAAAAAUAAAGGAGUCCUUCACUACAGGGCUAGCAUAACUCAGCUUUGAAUCGAUCCAUCCUUGGGUUUUAGCUCGUCAUGUUGAACACAGGUGAUGCGUCACUCGGUUAAAUAAAGGAAUUACUCCGUCUUCCUGCUGUGCGCCAGGGAGGAACAAAAGUUGGAUCCCUUGCUCUUUAAAUCAUACAUUUUCAACCCAUUUAAUCAACGUUGUCAUACCCUCCCUUUAUCUCGUCAUUUAAGGAGAACAUUUGUAAGCGAUUUCGACUCGCUUUGGUCGGUGUUCGGUUAAGUUUAGACACUACUUUAAGUUCAGAAAACGGACCAUCCGCUUGUUUCUAUGUGUUACAAAGCUCCAUCUUCCUCCACUGUUGUUGACUUCAUUGAGGUUCUUCUGCUCAUCGGUGAGGUAUGAAAUAACCCAUGUAUGUGAGAGUAACCCGUGAUUUUAAGAGCAAUGUAAUGUCUGAUGAAGUAAAAAGUUUUUGGAGUUCAAACCUAGACAAAGGGAAGCUCAGAUUUUUUCCUAUUUGUGUCUUUACUAGUUAAAUUUACAAAUGUAAGAAGUUUGCUAGAAAAAAAAACAAUCGACGCCCGUUUCCAUCCUUUAUCGUCAUGCAAACAGGAAGUUCAAUGGCAUCAACAGCAGAUGGUACCACUCCAUACCGUUUAUUUGCCAAGUCUAUUCACACUUUGUUGUAUUUUGGUUUUAUUAGAGCUGCAGUGAUUCUUGCAACUCCAAAAAAGACCUCAUGAAGUCGCUUUGACACUACGAAACUGAAAGACAUUUGUUUUAACGAUCGAACAAACGAUCAAAAGAUGAAUUGAUUCUGUGCCGCCUUAUCAUCACACAAAUUAAUGGAAACUCAGCGUUUAUCAUCCUAAAAUCCAAAGAUCUCUGCAUAUUUGAUGUUACUGUAAAAGGCGACGACCAGGAAGUUCAGGCUAAUCUUCAUUUCCAACGUUAAAACCACCCGUUCAGGUUGCAGGUUUAUCGCCUUGUUUAAGAGUCGUUCGUAUGCCACAAGUUUCUGAUUUUUUUUCUUUUUGGAUGUAGAAAGUUACAAGAGGUGGAUUGUCGGCUGGUGGAGACACUGGAAAUUUGCGUUUAUUUAUUUGCUUUACAGAGAAAUCGUCUCUGACUCUGCGGCGGCUGCUAAUGUACAUUCGGUCUGCCAUCGUGCCACAGUGAGGUAGCAGCUUUCUUUCAGAUUUUUCUUUCCGUACGUGACGUCAGGUGGGUCGAUUAUCUCGGCCGAACAGUAAAACAGCUGUAGUUGUUCUUUUCCCCUCCCUCAUCUUCCUCCUCCUCCAGCGCUCCAGACACAAGCCGACAUCGUGGGUUGUACGUCAUUUAUUUUCUUGUAAAUAACCAAACUGAUGUUCUCGCUCUGUAAAAUAUUUAUGCUCCUUAUGAAGAGUACAACAAAGGAAUAAAAAAAAAGAAUAAAUACAGAGAACACCAA